Molecule: messenger RNA, 1218 nt
Organism: Lachancea lanzarotensis
Lineage: Eukaryota; Fungi; Ascomycota; Saccharomycetes; Saccharomycetales; Saccharomycetaceae
Gene: REI1
Product: LALA0S13e01860g1_1
Exons: 1
Coding region: 1-1218 (405 amino acids)
Biological process (GO): ribosomal large subunit biogenesis
Cellular component (GO): preribosome, large subunit precursor
Source: RefSeq, a predicted model, not a curated record
AUGUCGAUCUAUACCUGUAACACAUGUGGGCUGCAGUUUGCCACUGCUAAAGACCAGAGGGAUCAUAUGAAGACGGACUGGCACAGCUACAACUUGAAGAGAAGGGUUGCUGAACUGCCACCAAUCACUGAAGCUACGUUCAACUCCAAGGUCAAGGCAUUCGCCGAACAAAAAGAGCAACCUGAAAGCAAGAGACAGCUGACCAAAAAAGACUUGAGAAGAAAGGAAAAAGAGGCAUUGUUAGCUAAGAAAAAAGCUCUUUUAGACCAGGCCCGCGAAAGUAUUAUUUCAAACAUGCAGAAGGCUCAGGGAGAAGAUUCUAUGAAGGUUAGCACCCAAAACGAUGUUUUAGAUCAGGACAAACAGCAGCACGAACCGGUAGAUGAAAGGGAAUCAGAAAAAAACGUUGAGAGCGAGAUAAGUCAAGAAGAAAAAGAAGAAGAAGAACUUUCUCCCGAUCAAUUAGCGGAAAAACUGAUGCAGGAGAAGAUAGACAACAAGGUGGAUAUCCCUCUGAAUCACUGUUUAUUUUGCAACAAACGCAACGGUUUCCCAACUCUGGAUGACGCUUUGGAACACAUGUUCAAGUGCCAUGGAUUCUACAUACCAGAACAACAAUAUUUGGUCGACAAGGAGGGACUUAUCAAGUAUCUUUCAGAAAAGAUCGGUUUGGGAAAUAUGUGUUUGUGUUGUAACUUCCAAGGACGUUCUUUAGAGGCCGUUCGUGCUCACAUGCUGGCCAAAGCCCAUUGUCGAAUUCCCUACGAAACCGAGGAUGAAAUGCUAGAAAUUUCCGAGUUCUACGAUUUCUCCAGCACGUAUGCUGACCGAGCUCUAGACGCCGGUGAUGAAAAUGAUUGGGAGGAUGUUGGAAGCGAUGAAGAGGGUGCAGAAAUCGAGGAGGAGGAAGAGGUGCCUCGGGAAUUUAUUUACAACGAUGGCACGGAAUUGUAUUUGCCAACCGGCAUAAAAGUUGGCCACCGCUCGCUACAGCGAUACUACAGACAAAACCUCAAGCCUGAGUCGGUGCUUACGGAGGGUCAGGGUACAUUGAUUGCGGCGGAAACGAGACAUUUCGCAGCUGUCAUUGAUCCAAAGCAGGUAGCAACCCAGAAGAGAGUUUGGCAGACACAGGUAAAGGACAUGAAGACUCACGACAAGAGAGCAGCCAAGUUCGUCAAUAACCAACCUCAUUACAGGGACCAGCUUUUGCAGUAA